Eimeria maxima is the source of this 4557-nucleotide messenger RNA. RefSeq lists its product as hypothetical. Bases 1 to 4557 code for a protein of 1518 amino acids. The record is from RefSeq and is a predicted model, not a curated record. The transcript is spliced from 8 exons. Lineage: Eukaryota; Apicomplexa; Conoidasida; Eucoccidiorida; Eimeriidae.
AUGUCACCCCUAAUGCGGCGGGCCUCCCCCAGUGGGUGCGGCAGCAUCACUCGUUCAUUGGAUGACUUCGCUAAGGGAAUGACAAGGCCAAACAGCACUUCUUCAAUGGAAGAUGCGAGAACAUGUGGGGAUGUAGGCGACUUUGUGCCAGUAGAUUUGAAAAAUGAUUUUCUCCAAAGAAGACGGUCUCAUCCAGGGAGGAGCCACCCCAUGAAUUCUGAAUCGCCUCUAUCUACUGCUUCCACUCCUACUCGCAGCACAACUAGGUCAACUGGAGAGACCAAUGCAGACAGCACAACUUCAGAUGCAGAGAGAGUUCACGAGAAACUUCAGCAGAUGUGGGAUGACGGGGAGCUGUCUCCUCGGGCGCCUCUUGAUCGGUCCUUGGGCUAUAUCUCUUCUCCGAACAACUCGGGAAAGGGAGCUGCCAGUGCUUCAAUAGCAUCUGAGGGUACAUCAGGAGGAGCACAAUCAUGCAGGCAAAUUUCGCAACAAGGAAUUGUGGCACCGUUAUUCAUAAAUGAUGUGAGAGCGCUUCGACAGAUGGCACCCUUCAGCUCAACAGAGGAACAAGUUCUCACACGCUCACAACGAAGAAGAAGCAGUGCGAAUCUUUUGCAACAACUUGUAGCAGCCCAGCCAGGUGGAUCGGUGCACCUGGGGCACGCUGAAGUUGCCGUUCAACAAGAACAAGGUAUUGUCAGAAAGGAGCAACGGCAACAGCACGAGACAGAUUCAAGUGGCCAAUUACAGGAUGCGCAAUGCGAUCUCUCCACAAGCCAGCAGCAUCAAUAUGCAUCUCAGAUGGUAGUAGAAGCUCUGGAUCUGUCCGUUGGUCAGGCAUGCCGGUCCAAUUCUCUGGGCUCUGGUGGUGCCGUCUCACGGUGCACUGUAGCCCGCAAACGCCGCGCGAGUAGUCCUGUAGUCUCCACCGAUUCAUUUUCUGCACAUGAAUACCAUAAGAAAAGCGAUGGCGGCUUGCCCCCUGAUGGAGCGCCUUUAUACGGUUGCCGCAAACGCCUUUCUGCUCCUCGUACAUCCAUGCAGACCCUUGCCACAGCGGAUGCAACUCCUGCCUCGUCCAAGACGUCACCUAGACGCAGUUCAGCUACCACGGCUGUGCCAUAUACUGGGGGAAAUGGUGAUAGUGGAGUGUUUGAUAUAGCCAUCAACUGCACAAACAAUAACAGCAGCAGCAGCAGCAGCACGUUAGAGUCUCCCUUCCAGAAGCAUCCUCCGCCUUCACCUUCGGAUUUCCCAGUUUCAUCUCCUAUUGGCACAAGUUCCUACACCCCCAGGCGGGAGGCUUCAGCAGAACCGAAACAGCAGACCCACCAAAUGCAGAGUCACGAGACUUCUGCUACUAGCGAUCUGCCAGCUGUAUGUGGACCUGCUGGGAAGGACAAGAAUCCAUUGAGUAGCCCACUGCGGACGUCUCCUCGUCGUACGCAUGGUGAAGGGGGACCAUCCUUUCCUCCAUUUCAAACGCCAAGGGGCCCUUGUAACGUGCAGGAGCCUCAGGAUGACACAAUGGGAACUUGUAUUCGCCAAAGAGCCUCACAGCGUUGCCCGUCACCCGUUCCGCUUGUUCCAACGGGAACCCCCAACAAGCGAGCCGUGGCGGACCAGCGCGGGGGUGGGCCGCCGUCUGGAGAUGCCUGCGAGCAAAGCAUUUCCCCAGCUUCAGAAGAUGGCCAUGAAAAUGUCCGUGCCAUUACAUUGAGGGCGCCAUCUACUAAGAAAGUGACUGUCCUUCCUCGGCGCGCUUCAGUCGUGCCAGCGUCCCGAUUAAAGGCAGCUCCUCGCAGCUCAAACACCUCCGUUGUACCAGUGAUGAGCAACAGAGAAGCCGAAACAGCAAACGGAGUGGCAGGGGCAUCUGGAAUAAACAAGCCUGCUUCUUCACCUAGAAAGACUGAGAUUCCUGUAUCCACCUGGCACAGGCCGGUUCGCUCUGGCGCUGGUCCUACCCGUGUUGGUGUAACUGAGAGGCAGCGAAAGAGCCAGCUGAUAUCUGCAGCAUCUCUAAAGUACACAUCUGACCGAUUUGAAAAUGCUCCUUCUGAGUCGCAUCCCAAGAACCGUUACCCAAACACAAGAGAUCCAGGCGACUCCCUCGCAGCAACUGCGCUACCGCGAAGACGUUCUACGACAAGGCGCAGCAUUGGCCUGGCGUCAUCAGCAGGCCCAAGUUCGUCCUGGGUUCCAACUUCGCUAGCAGACCGCCGUUCUGCUUCCGCCUCACCUGUGGCUUCUCAGGAAGUCACCGGCCAAGCUCCUGCGCAGAUCACAGCCAGGAGCCCCGUGCAAUUUGCAAAAGCUGCAACAACACAAGGCCGCAUGCCAAUGGCAAGGCUUGGGAACCAACCUUCUGGGGCUUCUGGAGCAGGAGCUCACAGUCUAGGGUCUUCCCGGAGCCAAGUGGCUGGCGUUUGUCUUGGGGCCAGCAUAGGAGAGCCCAGCUCAACAAAAGCUUCGGCCCAAGGGAAAGCCGUAACACUAGCCGCUGUUCGAAAGGGCUUACCUCGCGCAACCCCAUUACGCCCCUCUGUGGCUAAGCCUCGAGCCAACAGCAGCAAAAGUUUGUUUCAUAGUGCAACUGCACGCAGCAGUGCGAAUAUGCUCCCCAUCACAAAGCCUAGAGUCCUUAUUCCAGCGUCAGCACGGCACAAGACACAAGGUGGAGGUGCGGUCCGCGGGGUCCGGAAUUCUCGCGGUAAAUAUCCAACUUGCAACUCAUGUUCCCGGGGAGUCACCUCUGUAGCGCCCUCGCGGCACGGCCGCCCGGCGGUUAAGGGCCAUUCGUCUAUGCGGACGAGAGCGGGAGUUCAUCUCGAUGAUUCAGCCGCAACAAAAUCUCCUGGCGGCAACGCAUCAGGUUUCAAAGUAGAUGCAAAGGAUUCCGGACAUGCUGAGAAGGAUGCGCGCAUUGGAGAGUUCCGCAGUAAUUGCCUGAGCCCGCCAGAGCUUUCGAGCGCGUCUGAUGAAAUUUCUUUACCCCAGGCUCAACCCCAACGCGCUUUAACGGAGGAAGAACACAGACGUUCCUGCACGAACAGCACCAUCUGCUGCCCCACAGUUUCCAGUAGUGUGCACUCCACUGCGGGUAUAGGUGUCUCUGCACCUGAUGCUUGCCCAGCAUUGGCACAGAGCUCGUGGGAUACCGGGACGCCAUAUCAUCCGAGCCGGAGGCGCAGCAGCUCUCCGCACAACCUAGCACUGCAAAAAUGUACCAGCAAUGAGGCAGGCGAUGGCAGACGUCCAUCCGGACCCUUGGCACCCUUGCGUCGAGCUUCAAGUGUCUGCAGCCUCGAAGAUGGCGAUGGAAAGCGCAUUUCCGCUCAGCAACAAAAGAACGAGGCGCUACAUCAGGUAUGGGAAGGCCGCGAUAGGGAGUAUCAGGAAAAGCAACAAAAGCUGCUGUUAGAACAACAGCGCAAAGAGCGACUGCUUGCGUGGGAGCAACGCGAAGCUGAAUUGCUGAAAAAUCGAAAGGCUCUGUCCAAAGAAGAACCUUCCUUCUGGGGAUUUGAUCCAUUCAUGGUUGAUGAAGAGGAUGAGAAAGUCCUUACAACAGAAGAACUGCGGGUGGAGGUGUCGCGCUUCUUAAAGGGCGACUUGCGCUUCCACUCUCGAGCUGACCUGCUUCGCGUCGUAAAGAAAUUCAGCGAACAGACCCGAACCACCACAACAACCACGAGCUCGAGGCUGAACUUCACUAAGGUGGACCAGCGCGUUGUUCCGAUGGCGGCCCGUCAAGUCCACGGCACUGUGCCACAUGAAAGACGCCGAAAGUCAAUCUUACGCAACAGCAGUGGCUCGCAGCAGCCUUCGGAGGGCCGCACGCGAAGCAGAGGAAUCAGCUUUUCCCCUUUUAACAAGGUCCAGCUGUACAUGCUUGAUGAGCAUGAACGAGCUAGCAAAGAAGCAGCCGCUCAUUUGUCUCAACAGGGGGAACAGCGACAGCAGCUGAGGCAGAAGCUUGCUCACCAAUUUCAAUUGAUGUUGCUGCGAGGCGACUCGGACUUGGAACUGUCUUUGAUACGCCGUGAACUCGCGAGCCUGUGCGAUCCUGACGAGGAGGAUAGUAUAGCCUUCUUAUCGCCUACUCUGGCUCCGGGUCGCGAUGGGGAACCAGAGAGCAAAGGGUCUUUUAAUCUGUCCCAGCAGGGUGGUGCAGAGGUAAAGCUAAAUGAUGGUAGGGAGCCGACUGAGUCAGUAGAUGGGAAUGGAAUUGGAAGGCUCCCCUUCACUGUUUCGCCAUCGUGGAGACAAAGACCGCACAAUGUUUGGCAAGACACCCCAGGGGCCUCGCAGACAGAACCCUGUGCUGAAUGGAGCCCUCCUCUAAGCCCUAUAGAGCACAGCCGUUUGAAUAAUGUUGGAGCGAAGGAGGGGAAUGGGUGUUGGCGAACACCCAUAGCCGGUGCAGGCAGCGAAGUUGAGGGCAAGCGUGAGCUCGGCACCUCGGAAAACGAUGAAAAUGCAAAUUACAAUGCAGUGAAGAGCUCAUCACAUCUCCAUUCUGAAGCAAGUGGUACUGGUUUUCUGACAUGA